AGAUGAAUUGUUGCCAUAUCAAAUUGUGCCUACGAUGAAUUGAGCCUACGAUGAAUUGUCUGGGACAAAUUGACGCGAAACAGAAAUAAAAUACUUCUAAAAUUAAUGUAUGAGGUGUCGGUUAUGUCAUUUUACUAGUUUUAUUUUGAUGACUCACAAAAAAAUACACAUUCGUUACGAAGAAUUAGACAACCAGAAGCGUUGAAUUGUGAUAUAUAGAGAGCGCGAAGCAAUGUAAAUACGUAUAUGUAGAUUUCGUAAUGUAAACAUUGUGUAUAUUUUUUGCUUAUUUUUCUGAUUCUCAAUAUGUGUUGACUUUGAAUCAAGUUAAAUAACUAUUAAAAUGAAUAGACGAGACAAUAAUCAAACUAGUCAGCAGAUGACGUAUGAUAUAUAUGUGGGAAAUGUACCCAAGACUGUAUCUGAAAGUGAUAUUAAGCAAGCUUUUAUAAAAUAUGGAGAAAUAAAGCAAGCUCUUUGUCGCUGGAAGGAAGAUUAUGCUGCUGUCGGCUAUGCAAUUGUUAAAUUUGUCUUCAAGGCUGAUGCUGAAAAUCUUCUACAAGAAACUACGGAAGUUAGUUGGAAUGGACAUAUAUUUCCUGUAAAAGCUGCAAGAAGAUCUGAUCAUAGCCAACAUAAUGGCAAUAUGAUGAUGGAAAGCAAGCCUUCCUAUAUUCCGGAUCCUGUUCCUAAGUCAUUUGUUUUAAAUCCUUCACCUAUUUUAAAAGGAGACUUUGGUUAUUUUCAUCACCCUAAUUACAUUGAAGAGCAAAGUGUUCAUUCAGUGCCUUUGAUGCUAGAAGUUCUUUGUACGACUGUUGAAGAUGCUAUUACUUUUUAUGGCUGUCCUGUUCAUCGUUUUGAUGAGCUUUCAAAUGUUUCUCGUGCUCUUAACUACUUGAAUGUGACUCAAACAAGAAUGGACAAGAAACUUGUACCAAAAAAGGUUUAUGCAGCUCUGUAUUCGGAAGAUCGAUCUUGGUAUCGUUGCAUUGUUGUUAGAACAUCAAUACCAAAUAAACCUGGAAUGUGCACAGUUCGAUACAUUGAUUAUGGAAAUCAAGAAGAUAUUCCAUACAAGAAUGUUGUUGAACUUUCUGAGGCAUUACAAAAAGUUCCUCCUUUUGCUUCUAAGUUUGUUUUUUUAAACUUGAUGUGUGAAUCAAAAUCGAACAAGCAAACAUAUCUUCAUCAACUAGCAAAUAAACGAAUGUCUCUGUGUGCUGUUCUUUCACCUGUUGGUUCUGAAUAUCAAGUUCUAAAAUGUUCGUGUAAUGGCAAAGAUGUUAUAUCAGAAACUGUGAAGAAAGGUUUUGCCUCCUUCAGAAAAGUUCAAAAAAGUAUACCUCUACCUAAGGGUCCACCACACCAUAAAACAAGUGCAAAGCAUACUAGUGAAGUUUCAGAAAACAAAAAGAAUAAAUCAAGUGCUUGCAAUGGAACCAAUGGACUUUCUUCUGAAAUGCAAGAAGCAUUCGAAAACAAUCCCAAUGUGAAAAAAUCUCGUAAAAGUAUACCAAAAAGCGAAGAAAAUUCUACAAUGGGAGAAGAUGCCUCGAAUGGAAAUGUUGAUGAGUCAGAGUUUAAACCAAAAAUUAUUAUUAAAAGAGGUAGUGAUCUUAGUAACAUUGUUGGUAGUAAAGAUUCGUGUGAAAAUAAAAAGGAGAAAGAAACCAAGCAAGUACAGAUUCCUUUGAUUGAUACUGUCAUUUCAAAUUUGAAGUUGAUUAAUAAUAUCCGAGCUCUGGUAUCUCAAUCUACUGAUGACAGCAUUAUUCAGCGUGCUGUAAAUUUACUUCAAAGUGAGCUGAAAACAUUAGUUUUACCUGAAAAUGUCAUAAGUGAAGUUAAUGACACUUUUGAAGUCUUUAUUCAUUCCCUCAAUGAAAUAAAAAAAUGCACAGAAAAGGACUUAUUACCAAAUCUGAAGUUGGAAAGAGAUUUAAAAAAGAAUUUGCUAUGUGAUAAAUUAAAAGAAUUUUUGGAAAACUUUUAUACUUCAAUAUUUGACAGAAAGAAAAAAAUAUUGCAAACAAUAACAGAUCUUGCAAGUAAUUCAAAUGAUUGGAUGAAUGUAGAAUUAAAGUCAGUUCCACAAAGUAUUGAUGAACUUGUAUUGGAAUAUAAUAAAGUUAAGGAGGAAAAAUGGAAUUCUGUUCGUACUGCUAGAGACAGAACUAAUGAAAAGCACAAAAAUUUCAUGGGUGUCUUUGGAGAAUUGCAAAAGAAAUUUCAUUUGGAUACUUUGGAAUCUGAUAACACUAAAAGUGAAACAGUAACUGUUGAAGGUGAAGGUAAAAGAACAUUGUACUCAGUCAAGUUUGAUGAAACACUUAAAGAUCUUGGAAAAGCAGUUGAUGAAGAAAUUCUAACUUUGACUUUGAACAAGGGAAAAAACACUGUAUCUGUCAUUCAAUGUCUGUUAACAGAAUUGGAUAUACACAAAGAAAAGAUUGAGUCAAUUUGUGAGUUGUAUGAAAACAAGUUGAAACUUUACAAUGAUUUAUGCCAAGUGAUUGACUCUGAUGCUGUUCUCUUGCAACUUACCUCCAUUCAAGAAGAAGUUUGCAGCUCCCUAUUACGCUUAACUCAUUGUAAAGAUUCUCAAGAGGUAAUAAUGAAAAGCACAAAUGUUAUUCAGUAAUAAUAAUUGAAAGCA
Molecule: messenger RNA, 2659 nt
Organism: Parasteatoda tepidariorum (common house spider)
Lineage: Eukaryota; Metazoa; Arthropoda; Arachnida; Araneae; Theridiidae
Product: serine/threonine-protein kinase 31
Biological process (GO): protein phosphorylation
Molecular function (GO): RNA binding; protein kinase activity; ATP binding
Source: RefSeq, a predicted model, not a curated record